AUGGAUUUUGCUUGGCCACUUGCUUUGCAUCGAAUCUCUGAGCUCAGUCAUCGCGGCCUUCAGCCGGAAAUCCGUGUACAUGGAGAAGCAACGAAUGCGUGCGACAAGGGAGGCAAGUGGCGACAUGCUCUGAUUGUCUUGAAUGAGGUCCACGUAAGAGCUCUGCAGCUGAAUGUGGUGAUCGCUACUUCAGUCAUCAGUGCGAGUGGAAGAGGCGGAUGCUGGCAUCGCGCAGUGAAUUUCGCAGAUGAGUUAGUAUGCAGAGGUAUUCACCCGAAUGCAGUAGUCUUGAACUCCGCAAUUACCGCAUGCACUAGACGUGCGCGCUGGCAGCACGCGGCUUGCGUGUUCGGCGACUUUGGAGUGCCAGGAGUGCAGCCUGACAUCGUUACGUACAGCGCUGUGAUCAGUGCCCUGGAGAAGGGAGACAGCUGGCAGCAGGCACUGCUAAUCAUAGCAGACAUGCAAGCAAUGGGAAUGGAGCUCAAUUCGAUCGUUUGCACAUCUGCUCUUGCCACCUAUGGCAAAGCUGGACGUUGGGAGGAAGUAGUCGCUCUCCUUGCCGAUGUUUUGGACUGCAAGCUGCAAUGCGGCAUUGUUGUGGUCAAUGCAGCCAUCACUGCUUUCUGUCGCACGCAGCAAUGGCUGAGAGCUCUGGAUGUCUUUGGCCGUUUCUGCAGCAGAAGCCUGGAGCCAGACAUGUUCACCCUGAGCUCGGUGCUAGGUGCCUGCGAUGCUGGGGGACGAUGGCAGCAGGCUAAAGACUUGUGGACCGACCUUCACAGCGGCAAGUUGCGGCCGAGCGUAGUCACCUACAACGUAGCUCUGCGUGUUUUGGCCAACGGGAGGCAGUGGCAAGAUUCGUGUAGCUUGUUGCAGGAACUGAGGGUGUCCUUGCUGCAGUCUGACGAGACUACCUGCUCCUCGGCACUUGCUUGCAGAUCAUGGAACGUUGUUCUCGCUUUGCUGCAGGAUGUCGAGAGGACUGGCUUGGCCCACGAUGAAGUCACGCGGUCGGCGGCUGCAAAUGCUUGUCUAGCGGACAGUAGAUGGCAAAGAGCCCUGCGCUUGCUUCGCCUGGAUGUGCAUGUUGAUGUUGCCACAGUCACCACCGCGAUAGCGGCCUUCAGUGAAGGUUAUUCCUGGAGGGAUGCCUUUCAUCUACUUUUGCAUGGGUUGCCUGAGCGGGGCUUUGAUGGCCCCUACGCAGCGGCAUAUGCUUCCGCGAUAACGAUGUGUGGGAGUCACAUUCAAUGGCGCUCUGCUUUGGCUCUGCUUGAAGCGCUGGCUUGUAAGAGACACCACGCGACGGUGGAAGUCUGCACUGCUGCGUUGAAGGCAUGUGCUGAUGCCGAGCAGUGGCAGGAGUCAGUCAAUUUGCUCAGCUGCAUAGGCAAGUUGCACUUGCAACCUGACGCCUUGUCAUUUAGCCCAGCCAUCAGUGCAUGUAGGAAUUGGCAGCUGGGGCUGCUCUUGUUUCAGCAGAUGGUGCAGGUGAUAAAGCCGAAUCUGAUUUCAUACAAUGCUGCACUCAACACCUGCGAGUUGUCAGGGCAGUGGCGGCAAGCUGUGCUAUUGCUUGGCAUGCUCCGCACGGAGCACCUGCAACCAGACACCAUGAGCCACAAUUUGAGUCUAGGGUCCUGCUCCAAGUCAAAGAGCUGGGAAUUUGCUGCAUCGCUGCUUCGCCAGAUGGGACGUGCUCAGUUGCAAGGAAACGCUGUCACCUUCAGCCUCUUCGCGCAAGGCAACAUGCCAUCAUCCUUUGAAUUCAGCCACCUCGCCCCACUGCAAGGUGCUGGCAUUCAAAGCCUGAUGUCGCUGCGCCGCAUGCAAAAAAUAGCGUAA
Symbiodinium natans is the source of this 1848-nucleotide messenger RNA. The record is from the annotation of a GenBank genome assembly. NCBI's taxonomy places the organism in Eukaryota, Dinophyceae, Suessiales, Symbiodiniaceae.